AAAACCGUUUGAUAUUUUAUCCAGUUUUAAUGAGUGUCCCAAUACUACAAAAUCAAGUUACAAACAGUUAAGAUAGAAGAAAAAGUCACAGAAAAUCCACAUGAUUUCACGGUGCCGUUUCUCAUUUACGAACUAUAACUUUAAAGUUCGAGUACAGAGUUUCAGUUUGCGCAGACUACUGAUCCAUACGACGACAGCGGGCUACAGCAUUAUUAUACGCGUUCCUCCACCCUACCUAAAGGAGCAGUCCACCGGGCGGGGUGGAGGCACCAUCAAGCCCAGUUGCGGCGGCAGGGGGGGAUCUCUUCCUGUGGUCGUGACCCAGCGUGCAACCGAUUUCCGUCUGCAUUGAGCCGACACGCAGCACACCUCCAUUCAGCCCGCCCGCUGUCCGCGAUCCCCGGGAGCUAACUAAGAGGAGCCAUGAGCUAAAUCGCCAGUCGGGAAGGUAGCUGCCGUCACCAUGUAAUGCUUUUGAUCGUGCGGCGAUGAUUGAAGCCCCCACAGGGGUGGAAGAGCACAAACUUUCAGUGGAAGAGACGUAAUCCCCAUCGUUCUGUGUGUCUGCUGCCAUUAUGGAUGAGCAGGCGUUGCUUGGGCUGAACCCCAAUGCCGAUGCCAGCUACAGGCAGAGAGCUCUCGCUUAUUUCGAGCAGCUGAAGGAGUCUCCUGAUGCCUGGCAGGUGUGUGCUGAGGCCCUGGCCAAAGGCGUUUACAGCAACGACCAUGUGAAGUUCUUUUGCUUCCAAGUGCUAGAACAUCAGAUGAAGUUCAGGCAUGGGACCCUCAACGCAACACAGCAGCAGCUCAUCCGUGAGACGCUCAUGAAAUGGCUGCAGUUGCAGCUGAUGAGUGCCCAGCCGGAGAAGGUCUUCAUCCGCAACAAGGCGGCACAGGUAUUCGCCCUGACCUUCGUGACCGAGUACCUGACACAGUGGCCCAAGUUCUUCUUCGACAUCCUGUCCCUCAUUGGGCUGAACCCACGGGGUGUGGACCUGUACUUGCGUAUGCUGAUGGCCAUUGACGCCGAGGUGGUGGACCGCGACAUCCAGCACUCUUCCGAGGAGACGCGCAGGAACACCCUGAUCAAGGACCGAAUGAGGGAGCAGUGUAUCCCCAGCCUGGUGGAGUCCUGGUACCAGAUCCUGCACACCUACCAGCAGAGUCACUCUGAGCUCACGUGCCAGUGUCUAGAGGUGGUGGGGGCGUACGUGUCUUGGAUCGACCUCAGUCUUAUUGCCAACGACAGGUUUGUUAGCCUGCUGCUGAGUCACAUGUCAGUGGAGGUUCUGCGAGAGGAGGCCUGCGACUGCCUGUUUGAAAUUGUCAAUAAGGGCAUGGACCCCAUCGACAAGACCAAGCUGGUGGAGUCUCUGUGUCAGGUGCUGCAGACUGCUGGCUUCUUCAACGUGGAACAGGAAGAGGACGUGGACUUCCUGGCCAAGUUCUCCAAGCUGGUGAACGGCAUGGGCCAGGCCCUGAUCACCAGCUGGACCAAGCUGGUUAAGGCAGGAGACGUGAAGAAUGCCCAGGAGGCUCUGCAUGCCCUGGAGGCUAAGGUGGCACUCAUGCUGCAGCUGCUGGUCCACGAGGACGACGACAUCUCCACCAACGUGGUGGGCUUCUGUUACGACUACCUGCACAUCCUCAAGCAGCUUCCAGUUCUUUCGGACCAGCAGAAGUCCAACGUGGAGGCAGUCAUGCUAGCUGUGAUGAAGAAGCUCACGUAUGACGAUGAAUACAACUUUGAAAACGAGGGGGAGGACGAGGCCAUGUUUGUGGAGUACAGGAAGCAGCUGAAGCUGCUGCUGGACCGUCUGGCACAGGUGUCCCCGGAGCUGCUGCUGGAGGCCGUCCGCCGGGUCUUCAACACCACCAUGCAAAGCUGGCAGACUGCGCCUUUCAUGGAGGUGGAGGUAGCCAUCCGUUUGCUGUACAUGCUGGGGGAGGCUCUGCCGGCCUCGCAGGGGGCGCACUUCUCUGGGGACAGCACCAAAGCCAGCGCCCUUCAGGACAUGAUGCGGACGCUGGUCACUUGCGGAGUCAGUGAGUACCAGCACACUUCUGUAACUCUGGAGUUCUUUGAGACUGUUGUCCGCUAUGACAAGUUCUUCAUCGUGGAGCCUCAACACAUUCCAAAUGUCCUGAUGGCAUUCUUGGACCAUCGUGGCCUAAGGCACAGCAGCCCAAAAGUGAGGAGCAGGGUGGCCUACCUCUUCUCGAGAUACGUCAAGACCUUGCAUAAGCACAUGAGUGCUUUCAUCGAAGACAUCCUCAGUCGGAUACAGGACCUGCUGGAACUUUCGCCCCCCGAGAAUGGCUAUCCAGCCCUGCUUACCAGCGAUGACCAGCUCUUCAUUUACGAGACGGCCGGCGUGCUCAUUGUGAACAGCGAGUACCCCGUGGAGAGGAAACAGGUUCUCAUGAAGAACCUUCUGGAGCCUCUUCUGGGUGCCUUCAAGCUGCUGCUGGGGAAGCUGCUGCUGGAGCAGGACGAGGAGCGACAGGCCGGCCUGGCCGACUGCCUGAACCAUGCCGUGGGCUUCGCCAGCCGCACCAGCAAGGCCUUCAGCAACAAGCAGACGGUGAAGCAAUGCGGCUGCUCUGAGGUCUACCGUGACUGCCUGCAGACCUUCCUGCCUGCGCUGAGCUGCCCCGUCCAGAAGGAGGCGCUGCGGAGUGGCGUGCGCACCUUUUUGCACCGCAUGAUUAUAUGCCUAGAGGAAGAGGUGCUGCCCUUCAUCCCCUCUGCCUCAGAGCAUAUGCUCAAGGACUGCGAGGCCAAGGACCUGCAAGAGUUCAUCCCCCUAAUCAACCAGAUCACUGCCAAGUUCAAGGCCCAGGUGUCACCGUUCCUCCAGCAGGCCUUCAUGCCGCUGGUGCAGGCCAUCUUCGAGGUGCUGGCCCGGCCGGCUGAGGAUAAUGACCAGACGGCAGCUCUGGAAAAGCAGAUGCUGAGGAGGAGCUACUUCACCUUCAUUCAGACUGUGGUCAGCAGCGGCAUGAACGAGGUCAUGGGCAACCAGGAGCUGGAAAACAUCGAGAGGGUCCUCUUCACCAUAAUCCAGGGGGCUGUCGACAUCCCUGACCCCAUAGCACAGAAAACCUGCUUCAUCAUCCUCUCCAAACUGGUAGAGCUUUGGGGGGGAAAAGAUGGAUUAGUGGGGUUUCCAGACUUCAUCUAUAAACACAUUGUGCCAGCCUGCUUCCUGGCUCCUCUCAAGCCGACCUUUGACCUGUCAGAUGCCCAAACCAUGUUGACGUUGUCUGAGUGUGCCCUGACGCUGAAGAUGAUUCAUCUGAAAAGGGGACCAGAGUUCAUUCAGUACCUACAGCAGGAGUACCUGCCCUCUCUGCAGGUCACCCCAGACAUCAUUCAGGAGCUCUGCCAGGUGCUUCAGCAGCCAGAUUCAAAGGUCUUCAAGAAUUACAUAAAGGCGUUCUUUCAGCGAGCCAAACUGUAAUACUGGAAAUUCCAAGGAAGAGGGACACAGGGGGGGAACGCCUUAGGAAGAGGGGGUCAGUGCCCUUUCGAAAAGAGGAAGAGGAGGCUAGCAUUGGACUCGCUUUUGCACUUAUAAAUUUGCAUAACGAAACCCAAUCCUGUGGUGUGGAGGCUCGCAGUGGAGGACAGGCAGCAGAGGCAGGGCCACUGCCCCAGUCCGCAUGUGCCCAGUGUGGGCUUGGCCUGGUCGGUGCCUCGUGGGCUGUUGGUCGGUGGCUCAGCCUGUUUGCAAGGCAGGAAUAAAACUGUGGACUAUUGGAGGAAAGGGAAGGUACAGGAAGGGGAUUGUAUGAGGGCUAGGCAGGACGGAACUAAGAACGAUGACGAGCUGUACAUCCCAUUACCUGGGGGGGGGGGCAUAAAUAGAUUAUUUUUGCCAGGAGGAGGGUUGAAUUUAUAGGUCUGAUAAACCAGGCUGAGGCUAAAUGGGCUUCUCCCUUUGAACUUGCAGAUUUGUAAUAUAAGGAGCUUUUUUUCCAGGACAUUUAUUUAAUGAUACAGAUUUUAUGUUUUGAAGCAGGAAAUUUUUCUUAUGUUUCGGCCAGAAUUACAUGAUUCUUGGAUGCUUCUGGCUGCGGUGUGUAAUUGCCGUCUGUCUAACUGAAUAUUAUUUCAGCCAAAAUAGUUUUGCAUGUCCCUCCCUCAGAACUCAGUAGUAUUUACUGGUAUAUAUUUUUUUCCCUUGAAUAAACCAUAGAUUUGUUUAUGGAUUAUGUAUUAUAUUUUUACAGUGUCUAAUUUUCACAUUUGUAGGAAUAUAUAAGGAGUGACUGGUCCUUGCAUACAUUUGAGAGAGGACCUAUGCUGUUAUCCAUGUACCUGGACAGUGAACCAAAAGCAUAACAUUAGUCAUUUAACAUUAUCACCCAGGAAGCUAAGGAGGGGCAUUACGUUCCACUUCACUUAAUCUCCCAUCUUCCAAGACACGGUCUGGACUUCGUCCCUUACCCAAAAUGCACCUUCACUAUAAACGUGACUCAUAGCACGUGCAUUAGCGGCUUGUGAUGUGAUCUGCACAUUUCUGGCUUUGGAUGUGGUCUGGGAUUUGAUGGCAUCAGCUAAGAGUCCUGCCAUUUUUACCAUUCGAUCUUUGCGCUUCUGUACAAACCUCACCUACAUAAACGUUUUGCCUACUAACCAUGAAAGACUGUAAAAAAAUAUCAUUUGAUACAAGUAGAGCGCUUAAAACGGUUGAAAAUAUUUUGGAGGGACUUGAUUUGCAUACUGCUAUGUUUUAUUUGUAAAAAAAAAAAAAAUGUGUAUUCCUGUUACAGGAAGUGAGCCAGACUUGAAUGUCUUAAUUUAGCCAAAUGGUUUAAUUUUUUGAGAUUGUUUAGGCAAAAAGGAAAAAAAAUGUAAUUGAAAUUUUAAUGCUUAGCAGUAAUUAAGUUACUGCACUUUGAAUUUUACUGAGUUCUCAUGGACAAAGGUUAGUUCCUAUGUUCAAGGGAUUCCCCAGCAGUGUCAUGUGACCAAUGAAGUCAGUUUUGCUAUGUGAAUGUGUGUUAAUAGAUGGGACAUUUGGAGGAGGCAGAAUCAUGACUGGAUUACUGACAUUUAUCAUGGUGCCAUAUUUCAUUGUACCUGGACAUGGAAAGGAAUGGAAUGCACGUUCUGAUAUUAAGUCCAUGACUGUGAUCCCCCUGUAUUUCAACCCAGCUCUUCUAAAUAGGUGAUGGUUGAACAAUUAAAACUGACGAUUUUGACCAA
Paramormyrops kingsleyae is the source of this 5215-nucleotide messenger RNA. RefSeq names its product exportin, tRNA (nuclear export receptor for tRNAs) (gene xpot). Gene Ontology annotation, cellular component: nuclear matrix; cytoplasm; nuclear pore. The record is from RefSeq and is a predicted model, not a curated record. NCBI's taxonomy places the organism in Eukaryota, Metazoa, Chordata, Actinopteri, Osteoglossiformes, Mormyridae. Gene Ontology annotation, biological process: tRNA re-export from nucleus. Gene Ontology annotation, molecular function: small GTPase binding; tRNA binding.